This is a messenger RNA of Colletotrichum truncatum, 1830 nucleotides long. RefSeq names its product Pyranose dehydrogenase 1-like protein 2. Gene Ontology annotation, molecular function: oxidoreductase activity, acting on CH-OH group of donors; flavin adenine dinucleotide binding. The record is from RefSeq and is a predicted model, not a curated record. NCBI's taxonomy places the organism in Eukaryota, Fungi, Ascomycota, Sordariomycetes, Glomerellales, Glomerellaceae.
AUGAUGCAGCUCAGUCUUGUCCUCCUUACUCUCCUCGCCGGGGCAUCAGCCGCGCCCAUUAAGGGAAUCGAACGGGCGACGAUCGAGGAUGAAUACGACUUCAUCAUCGCAGGAGGCGGCACCGCCGGCCUCGUCCUCGCGAAUCGCCUCUCCGAGUCUGGCAAACAGCGGGUCCUCGUUCUUGAAGCGGGGCCGACUCCCGACGUCGUCGCAGCCUACAAGCCCCCCGGCGGCAACCAGUUUCUCGGCGGCACCGCCAUUGACUGGUCUUUCUACACCACCCCCCAGGAACACCUUGACGACCGCAUCCUGCGCUACCACCGUGGCCGGUGCUUGGGCGGCAGCAGCGUAACCAACGGCUUCUACUACGGCCGCGGCAGCGCUUCAGUGUACGAUGACUGGGUCAAAGUCGGGAACCCCGGGUGGGGAUGGGACGAUGUAUACCCUCUUUUCGUCAAGGGCACACACUUCAACCCUCCUACCGACCACGAAGUCAAAGGCUUCGACGUAAGCUACAAGACCUGGGACCCCUCCGCCUAUUCCGAUGGGCCUCUCGAGCUCGGUUUCCAGGGCUAUGUGCCGCCCUCCGGCGUCGGCUUCAUCGAAGCAUCCGCCGAUGCUCUGCAGAUCCCUAUCGUCAAUGACUACAACACCGGCAACAGCACCGGUGUCAAGCAGGGAACAGGCCACAUGGAUUCCCGCUUCCACCGCAGCUCCAGCUAUGAUAGCUAUCUCAAGAAGGCCAUCAACAGGACGAACCUCGACGUAUUGUACUUUGCGCCCGUCUGGAAGAUCAACUUCGACACCGAAGGCGAGAAGCCCAAGGCUACCGGAGUGGCGUUCAUGGACCACCCAACGGGGAUGGUGCAUGAGGUGAAGGCGAAGAAGGAGGUUAUCGUCAGCUCGGGAGCCUUCAAUUCGCCUCAACUGCUCAUGGUUUCUGGCAUUGGUCCAAAAGAUCAACUCGAACAAUUCGCCAUCGAACCGGUCCUCAUCAACGAGAACGUCGGUCAACACCUAAACGACCACUCCGUCUUCUCCAUCAUGGCAAAAUCGACCCCAGAAUUCUCCACAUCAGACAUGGCCGCCACCUACUCCGCCCUCCGCGAGGCCCAGCUCCAGUUCCACGCCAACGGCACGGGCGACUACACGGCCCCGUCGGGAAUCACAAACGCCUUCCAGAAGCUGUCUGAGCAGGAACUCCACGCCAUCGGCGCGGGCGACGUCGUGACCGCCGGCCUCGCGAACCAGUCGCACAUCGAAUACCUCUUCGAAUCCGUCUUCUACCCCAGCGGGCCGACGCCGUUCUACACGCCCCUCGGUAACGAGACGUACAUCUCCCUGACGGCGUCCAGCAUGGUCGCCUUGUCCCGCGGAAACGUGACGUUGCGGUCGAACUCGAUGGCCGAGUUUCCCAACAUCAACCCCAAUUACUACGCACAUAUCGCAGACCGCAAAAUCGCAGUCCAGUCCUUCAAAUACCUCCGCAAGAUCCUCGCUCACCCGCGCAUGUCCGCGUUCACCGUCGGCCCCAACCACGGCGAAGUAUCGCCGGGCACCGCCGUCUCCGAGGACGACGAGGAGGCCAUCCUAUCUUACGUCCGCAAGAACACGAUCCCCAACUGGCACGCUUCCGGCACAAACCAGAUGCUCCCAUUGGAAGACGGCGGCGUCGUCGACCCGCGUCUCCGCGUCUACGGCGUGGACGGCCUGCGGGUGGUGGACUGCAGCAUCAUCCCCAUUCUGCCCGACGUCAACAUUGUCGCGUCGGUGUUCAUGAUUGGCGAAAAGGGGGCGGAGAUGAUUCGCGAGGACUGGAAGGACGUUUAA